ACCGGGCACAAGAAGAAGUUGAACGCCUACAUCGAGUUCUCUGAGCUGCUGGACCUGGGACCUUUCAUGGAAGACGGAGCCAGCGUCUUCGUCUACGAGCUCAGCGCCAUCCUCAUCCACCGAGGGGUCAGCGCCUACUCGGGCCACUACAUCGCCCACGUGAAGGACCCCCAAACCGGGGAGUGGUACCGGUUUAACGACGAGGAGAUCGAGAAGAUGGAGGGCAAGAAGCUGCAGCUGGGAGCGGAAGAGGACCUGGAACCCUCUAAGGCUCAGUCUCGGAGGUCCAAAUGCGGGAAGGGGAUUUACCGCUCCCGGAACGCCUACAUGCUGGUGUAUCGGUUGCAGUCGCGGGAGAAGUCCCUGGCUGUUGAACUCCCAGCUUUCCUGCAGGAGCUGGUGGAUGAGGACAACAGCAGGUUUGAGGAGUGGUGCCACGAAAUGGCCGAGAUGCAGAAGCAGAGCGUGGCGCGGGGCAAGGUCAAGCACGAAGAGGUGAAGGAGCUCUACCAGAAGUUGCCGGCCAAAGCUGGCUGCCCCUACGACUUUGUCUCCCUGGAAUGGCUGCAGCAGUGGCUGGAUGAAUCGACGUCCCCCAAGGCCAUUGACAACACGGCCUGCCUGUGCCCCCACGGCAGGCUGCACCCGGAUAAGAUCUCCACCGUCAAGCGGGUCUCGGAGGACGUGGCCGACUACUUCUACCAGAGAUACGGGGGAGGACCCAGGCUGACAGUGAAGGCCCUGUGCAAGGACUGCGUGGUGGAGAGGUGCCGGGUGCUGCGCCUGAAGAGCCGGCUGAGCGAGGACUACAAGGCCGUCUGCAACCUCCUCAAAGCAGCGGUCAAGGGGACUGACGGGUUUUGGGUGGGGAAGUCCUCCCUGCGGAGCUGGCGCCAGCUGGCCCUGGAUCAGCUGGACGACUCGGAUGAGGACGCCGAGCACAGCAACGGCAAGAUGAAUGGCGACGCCAAGGAGAGAGGUAGCGCUCUCUCUCUCUCUCUUUCUCUCUCUCCUU
This is a messenger RNA of Pseudonaja textilis, 1015 nucleotides long. Lineage: Eukaryota; Metazoa; Chordata; Lepidosauria; Squamata; Elapidae. The record is from RefSeq and is a predicted model, not a curated record.